Molecule: messenger RNA, 2127 nt
Organism: Leishmania braziliensis MHOM/BR/75/M2904
Lineage: Eukaryota; Euglenozoa; Kinetoplastea; Trypanosomatida; Trypanosomatidae
Source: the annotation of a RefSeq genome assembly
AUGGUCUCUCUCUCUCUCUUUCGACUGUGGAUUCGGCCCCUCCGUGAAGAGGGGUGGACAAGCCACUUGUUGAUACGCCGCCCUGGGCGGCAUUGUUCAGUUCGGCGGCUGGCCUCCAAGCGAAUUACUGGGAUAGGUGGUAAGGUACGAGGGACCCAGCUGCCCUCUCUUCGUGCUACCCGCUACGACGGUCGCGCGCCAUGUGUGCCGCGCAGAUCAGCGCUGUGGGACAGACGCCUUCGACGCUGCUUUGACACUGCACCGCCAACGCCGGCUGCGAAGGCUGUGCGAGAUUGCCAGUGGCAUGGCACCAUGCGGGAACAGCGGGGCGCUGCGCAGCCACCGGAGCAGAGGCACUCCACGAGGGUGGGCGGUGCCACUGAAGAGGGUGAUAAGGAUGGGGAUAUCGUGAGACACAGCUUGGGCGCGUCGUCCUCCACACCCAGCCCCCCUUUUCCAACGACGGAGAAGUUGAAUGAGCGCGGCUGUGAAUACGAGGGGAGGGGGCUACGUGAUCGAACAGGGGGGGGAGGAGGCGUUCAAUCAGAGCAGAGGCAGCGCGGGCGGCACCUUGUUACUCUCGUCAUCCUCCUCGAGGAGCUCGAGACGACACAGCACUGGCGCCGCGCCGACUGGAGUUGUCAUUCAUGCGGUGAGCGAUGUAGUUGUGCUACUAAUCAUCAUGGAACUGCUGCCUCAGGUGGGGCUGAAGGCGGGCGACAAUGGCGUACGUCACGCCUGCAUCCUCGUCAGGCGGCCGUGUCUCAGACACGCACUCGUGUGGGCCUCAGCACUCACCUUGGCUGCGUCAAAUCUGCUCUCCGCAACACCGAGCAUCCCUUUGUAGGGUUGCGUCUUCAGCCCUGGCCGACGUGUGCGAGGUGCGCGGCAGGCACACCGUACGUCCACUUUAGUGGAAGCUGAUUCGGCCGCCGGUGACGCCACACUCGCGGCACGGGUAUCAUCUCGUCUCCUGCGAGGAGUGCCUCUACGUGAUUGGUGGUCGAUACUGUGCUCAUGGCAAACGCACUGGCGCCGACAGACAUGAUAUACGCUGUGAGCAAGUGCGCCUGGCAACAGAUUCCUCCUCUCUUCCCGCAGCGCCUCUGCGCGGGGUUGGCCAAGAGUGAGGCCGUCACCACGACACCAUGGACUAUGUGGACCUCGUCUUUGUCUAGGCACCUCAUGGACAAGGUUGUCGAGGAUCCGGCUCUCGCAGUCCCGACAGGAAGUGCAGGCGAUGCGCAUCAGGUGUUGUACUACGUUGUCGGCCUGAACUCUUUGCAUCAGCUAAGGAGCACUUUCCAUCGUCUCUGGCUGCCGCGGGAGGUACUGAAGGAGCUCCCCCAAUACGGGGCCGUAUCACGAGAGCAGUUCAAGGGGAUUCGUGUGUGCGACGUGCAGCGUGGGCGCACCCCUGACGAGCGCCAAGGGGCGAGUGCGCGACAGGAUGACUCUCCUACAUGGAUCGAUUCCAGGGUGGACGCCCGAUGACUCCGUAUUGACGAGUGUACAAAUUGGCAACGGAGGUAUGGGUACACGUGUGCCCCUCACCCGACCUCGUGCGCAGCCAGAUGUCGCUGUGUCAGCCCGAGUUAGUGGAUACGGUGAAUGAGAGACCCGCUGGCGAGGCAGCUCUCUCGACACCAAUCUCUGUCCGACGAGCGAGCACCCAAUAGGUAAAGCGGUCUGUCACUUCUCUUCGACGGCUCGAGGUGGUGGGGCAGCAUGCCGGCUUUCCCCGAGAAGCAGCGCUGUUCUCGCAUGUGCUGCUCAUUCGACGCGAUGCAGCAGUUCUUUGACUAUUCGCACGCGUUGCCCGUGCCUGGGCUGACAGCGCGCUGCGUCGUGUUACUACCGUCUGCUGGUAUGCCCAUCGCCACUUCAGUGCUUCACUCAAAGGUGACGGGCGGCGAGGAGACGAGAACGCUGCCGGACGGUGCCGCCGCUCCCCUCUUGGUCACCUACCAGGGGGGCCUCAAAAAUACAGCGCGCGAAGUGUGGUGCAUGGCCGGGUGUGUUGCAGCGAAAGCGAGGACUGGUGCGAUGCCGAACAGAACAGCCUCACGGAGCCGGUGGGGUGGCUUGAUUGGCUUACCUUGUGCCGGAUCUCUCUUACGGAGGUAG